UAGGAGGGCUUCUGGUAAAACAAUCCAGACAGACAGGUAAGGACUUGAUAAGGAGAACGAGAAUGAGAAUGAAAGUUAGGAAAAAGUAAGCUUUUCUCUCAAGAAGAUUUCUUUUUAUUCAAAAAACAAACCGAGUUUCUCCAGCUCAGCCUUUAUUGCAGCUUGUCUCCAACAACAUGAAGGCCGAAGACAAACUGCAGAUAGGAAAAUUCCUUUUCAUGCUGAUCAACUCCUUUUUUGUUAUUUUUGGUAUCAGCCUUUUUGGAUCUUCUGUAUGGAUCUUAUUUGACACAAGUAACGUCAUAACUGUUUUAAGCAAUGACACGGACGUCAAGGUGGUGGCCGGAGGGCUGUUUGUUAUCGGUCUGGUGGUUGUGGGCGUCUCCAUGUUGGGCUGCAUUGGAGUCCACUUAGAGAACAGAUGUUUCAUUGCAUUUUACAUGGGCCUCUUAAUUGCCAUCAUUUUUGGUGAUCUUUUCAUCACCUUGUUACUAUUGGUGAAACGGAACCAAAUUGGGAGGUUUUUGACUGAAAAUGUAGAUGCCAUCAUCAGCAUGUAUGGGGUUAAUGAUACACAAUCCACCUGGAGUCUUCUGGACAGUGUGCAGCAGUCUGCAAAAUGCUGCGGCAGACAGAACGCCAGCGACUGGGAGACAAACAAAUUUAUUCAGCUCCAGAGCACAUCUUACAUUUACCCCUGCUCUUGCUUCAAUGGGACCUGCCCCGUAUUCCUGGACAAUGAGAUGUACCGGUUUGGAAAUGGUACUCAUAUCUACACAACGGGCUGUGAGGAGAAACUAAAGGAUUGGCUUGAAAAGAAUGUACUUGUGAUAAUAGGCAUGGACCUUGCACUCCUAAUCAUUCAGAUCCUGCAGUUUAUUUUGGGAUUUCUCAUCUACCGGAACAUUGUCCCUAAGAGUAAAGCUCACCAAUCUGAAAAUCUUAUCAAUGCAAUGGAAGAGACCCCAGCAUCAAGUUCUGACCCUCACCAAAAUGAUCAGCAGUACUACCAGUCUUCCAUACACACUUCUGACCAACAGCUGCACGAUGCCUAUAAUCAAGAAUAUCCUGGACAGAGUUAUUACCCGUAUCACGAUCGUCAACAUCAGCCCAACAUUCAUACAUAUGACCAGAGACAGAAUGAUGAGUAUGACAUCGCUGGACCGCAUUAUGAUCAGUACGAAAGCCAACUUUAUCAGCACCAUCGUAGCCCUGAGCACAACCAUCAGAUCUAUAACCAGAUACUUGACGAUGGUUAUAAACAACAAUAUGCUGAUGCAAGUUAUGACCAGUAUCCAGAGCAACAUUACCAAUAUGACCGUGACCUGUACCACAGACAGAGCUAUAACGGCAAUUAUAAUCAGGGUUAUGUUCAUGAUGACUACAGGAAUUACUAAUUAUUAAAAUCAUAGUCAACUCCAAAAUUACUAGCACCUUUUAAAAGUGCAAAAAUGACACAAUAAUAAAAAAAUUGCACUCAAACAAUUAGAGAAAACACUUUUAAGCUAACAAAUAAAUUCUUAAAAGAACAACUUGCUUAAAUAAAAGUAUUUUUUUCUCAACAGAAACAUCACCAUCAUUUACAGUAGUACAGAAUAUUUAAAAUAAACAUUAACAAUACUUUUUUUUCAAUUGCUCUCAGUCUAUACAAGCUCUUUGAGCAAAUACUAUUGCACUUAUUAUAUGGUUAAAAAACAUGCAUAGUUGUCUUUGCUGUACAAACUCUCACAUUAACUUCUGUGUAACAGGGUUUUAGCCUUAUGGUAUUCCUAGACUAUGGAGUAUUUCUACUAGUGUCAAGAUGUAACAUCUUAUUUGAUUGAGACUUCAAUCUUAAUUGCACUUCUGUAAGACACUGUGGAUAAGAUCAUCCACUAAAUGCUCUAAAUGUAACUGCUAUUCAUUUUAUAAAUUUCAUUUCAAAUGUUGCUUAUUUUCAGUAGGGGUGCCAAUAGUUCUAGGGUUGACCGUAUACUCUAUGUGAUUGAAUUCUUUAUUUUAUAAAUGAUAGUUGCAACACCUUUGUUUUUGUGAUCUCAUCCUCAUAAGCCAUCAGGUCCUGAUAUUUUUCAUAACGUUGGAGAGUAUGCAUUUUUUUCAACUUGGUAUUUUAUUGAUAAUACUGUAUAAUGAUGUUAUAAAAGUUUGUAACAUACAGUAUAAGAGCAUUUCCUUAUUGACAUGUAAGGCAUAUAAAGAUGAAUUAGUGGAAUAGCAAACUAACCUUGGGUCCAUUUUAUGUUAGCUCACUUCAAUUACUUUGAAUUCCAGCUCAAAAAUAAAACUGGUUAGCUUACUGAUGAAUGAAUCCAGCUCUGUACAUUAUACAUGUAUGUACUGCAAAAUAUGAGAAAAUCAGCAGGAUAAAUACUGUCAAGUUUUACUGGUCAAGUAAAUUAUAAAGAAAAUAAA
Pangasianodon hypophthalmus (striped catfish) is the source of this 2412-nucleotide messenger RNA. RefSeq names its product tetraspanin-19. The transcript has 9 exons. The record is from RefSeq and is a predicted model, not a curated record. The coding region runs from base 177 to 1397 and encodes 406 amino acids. Gene Ontology annotation, cellular component: membrane. NCBI's taxonomy places the organism in Eukaryota, Metazoa, Chordata, Actinopteri, Siluriformes, Pangasiidae.